AACCGUCUAGUUUCGUCCAUAAAGUACGUCGAUCGCAUAAAAUAUUUGAGUUUCAAUGCUCAUUAAUAUAAAUUCUAUCUGUAAUACGAACAGUGUCAAAUACUCUACAUUAAAGUAGCUCGUAGAGAAGCUGGUAACAUCACAUAAUCCAAUAGCACGCAUUUUAAGCAUCUUACGACAUUUUAUUAUGUUUCACAAUGAAUAGAUGGUGUUUAGCAAUACUUUUCAUUAAUAUAGUUAUACAAGGAUGUUUGUCACAAAAUGGAAAGGAAUGUACAGAUAUCAAUAAUUUAGACAAUCAGCGAUUAAUGUCGCUAAUGAAAGCCAUUGUCCCAGAAUUAGAAGGGAAAAGAAAAGGCGAUGCAGGAAAAAUAGGAGUUAUAGGAGGUGCUACAGAAUACACAGGAGCUCCAUAUUUUUCAGCAAUAACAGCUUUAAAGGUUGGAGCUGAUUUAGUAUAUGUUAUAACAACAGAGAGUGCAGCGCCAGUUAUUAAAGCCUAUAGUCCUGAUCUUAUAGUUUAUCCAUAUCUUAACACGAAUACUGUAUCUAAAAUUUAUUCAUUGUUAAACAAGAUGGAUGUUAUUAUUAUCGGUCCAGGAUUAGGUAGAGAAGAAGAAACAUUAAAAUUAAUAUAUGAAAUAUUCAUUGAAUGUAAAAAAUUGCGUAAGCCGCUUGUUAUUGACGCCGAUGGGUUAUAUGCUGUUUCCAAGAAUUUAUCAGUUUUACAAAAUUACCCUAGUCCUGGUAUUAUUUUUACACCAAAUUACAGAGAAGCUAAUAAAUUAAAGCAAGCGAUUUCACUGAAUGAUAGCAACUGGUUUAAUUAUUGGGGAGAUUAUGUGACAGUAUUAGUGAAAGGUAGUGAAGAUCAUUACUAUUCUAGUAUAUCAUCAUACAGUUGGUCUUCAAAAUAUGGAGGUUCCGGCAGACGAGUUGGUGGUCAGGGUGAUAUUUUAUCUGGUGCAUUAGGUACUUUAUACAAUUGGGCUUUAAAUUUAAAAGUUUGUGAUACUGGAAAUAUUUUCCAACUAGCACAAAGCAUUUCAACAUUCGCAGCUGCAAGAUUUACGAGAGAAUGUAAUUACAAAGCUUAUCUUGAAUAUAGUCGUAGUCUAACAACUACUGAUAUGUUGAAAUAUAUUCACGCAUCUUUUGAAUCUUUGUUUAAUAAGGAAAAUUAAUUUUAUAUUUUUUUUUUAAUAAAAUAUUUAAGUAAUUAAA
Molecule: messenger RNA, 1224 nt
Organism: Galleria mellonella (greater wax moth)
Lineage: Eukaryota; Metazoa; Arthropoda; Insecta; Lepidoptera; Pyralidae
Product: ATP-dependent (S)-NAD(P)H-hydrate dehydratase-like
Exons: 3
Coding region: 198-1184 (328 amino acids)
Biological process (GO): metabolite repair
Molecular function (GO): ATP-dependent NAD(P)H-hydrate dehydratase activity
Source: RefSeq, a predicted model, not a curated record